Messenger RNA from Acipenser ruthenus (sterlet), 4304 nucleotides. RefSeq names its product podocan-like. Gene Ontology annotation, molecular function: protein binding. The record is from RefSeq and is a predicted model, not a curated record. Lineage: Eukaryota; Metazoa; Chordata; Actinopteri; Acipenseriformes; Acipenseridae. The coding region runs from base 283 to 2064 and encodes 593 amino acids. The transcript is spliced from 10 exons.
CUGGAAAAACUAUGCAUGCAGUUUUUAUAUUCUCUUCUUAUCCAGUUGUGUUCUUGUUCUCGCUCUCACUCUCUCUCACUUUCUCUCUACACACACACACACACACACACACACACACACACUCUCAUAAACAUCUGGAAAUAAUCUUUCUUCUCACUGCCCUUUAGAGUUUAGUGCUUCUUCCAGACGACAUGGAAUUGUUUUUUUGUGCCUUUCAAAGCAAGAGAUUAUCAUUGUUUGUAUCUUGUGGCACUACCCUGAAUCUAUAAAACGGCGCUGAGCAUGGCGUGGCCCAGGGGCUCCCUGCUGGCUCUCUGGCUGCUUUUGACUUUGAGCUGUGGGCUGGUGAAGUGCCAGAACGAGGACAAGGAGGAGGAGGAGGAGGAAGAGGAGGAAGAAGAGGAGACAACCCCCUCUGUUGGGCAGGAGGUGCAGGCCUGUCCCCUGGACUGCACAUGUGACCAGGAGGACAUGGUGGACUGCGGGGGUGUGGAUCUCAUAGAUUUCCCCAGCGGAGUACCAGAGACCACACGACACCUCUCCCUGCAGAACAACCAGAUCAAUAAGGUCACUCUGGAGGAACUCUCCCGGCUGCACAGUCUGGAGACUCUCAAUCUGCAGAACAACAGACUCACUUCUGACGGAUUAGAAGAUGAAGCCUUCGAACUGCUGGACAGCCUGCAAUAUUUAUACUUGUCGAACAAUAAGCUCACAGUGGCUCCCAAAUACCUUCCCCCUUCGCUGGUCAGUGCAGACUUUGCAGCGAACCAGCUGACCAGGAUCUACCCCUACACCUUCGGGCAGAAGUCUGGCCUCAAGUCAGUGUAUCUCCAUAACAACAAGCUGACGGACGCAGGGAUGCCUGAUCAGAUGUUCAAUGGAUCUGACAGCCUGGAAGAAUUAAUAUUAUCCAGCAACUUCCUUAAAUACGUUCCCAAGAACCUCCCUCCUGCCCUGCACAGGCUCCACUUAAGGAACAAUAAGCUGGAGAAGAUUCCUAAGGGAGCAUUCGACAGCCUGUCCAAACUGCGGGAGCUGUACCUGCAGAACAACCACCUGAGCAACGCUGGGAUGGACAACGAGACCUUCUACUACCUGAACAGCCUGGUGUAUCUGGAUCUCUCCUACAACAACCUGAGCGUGGUCCCCAGCGGGCUGCCACGGAACUUAGUUCUGCUGCACCUGGAGAAGAACGCCAUCAGGAGCAUCCCGGCUAUGGUGCUGAGUCCCGUCCGCAACCUGGAGUACCUGCUCCUGCACAACAACAAGCUGCGCUGGCAGGCCAUCCACCCUCAGGCCUUCCAGGGGCUGAAGAAGCUGCACACCCUGCACAUGUACAACAACCAGCUAGAGCGCAUCCCCCGGGGGCUGCCCCGCCGCGCCAAGACCCUCAUGCUGCUCCACAACCAGAUCACCGAGAUCAGCCGCAACGACCUGGCCACCGCCUACACUGUCACCGAGCUCAACCUCAGCUACAACAAGCUGACCAGCCCCAAGCUGCACAGGGAGGCCUUCCGCAAGCUGCGCCUGCUCCUGAAUCUCGACCUGUCCGGGAACAGCCUGCAGACCUUCCCCACGGGGCUGCCCAAGAGCCUGCAGGUCCUGAAGCUGAAGGACAACGAGCUGGCCGUCAUCCCUGAUGGAGCCCUGUCCGGCAUGGGCAAGCUCAGGGAGGUGUACCUGAGCAGCAACAAGCUGAAGGUGAACUCCAUCUACCAGGGGACCUGGCAGGAGCUCACCAGCCUGAGCACGCUGGACCUGUCCUCCAAUCAGCUGUCCCACAUCCCCUCGGACCUCCCGGAGUCUCUGGAGUUCCUCCACCUGCAGAGCAACUUCAUCAGCAGCAUCGCGGAGAGCGCCUUCGAGAGCACGCCCAACAUCAAGGGCAUCUUCCUCAGAUUUAACCGGCUGGCUGUGGGCGCGGUGAAGAAAAACGCCUUUGUGAAUCUCAAGAGCCUGCAGGUCCUGGACCUCGGGCCGUCCAUGGAAAUGCCAGGGAUCAUCUCCAAGAACGAGGAAGGACAGCGGUCAGAGGAGGAGGAGGAGGAGGAAGAGCUGGACUAGAACGACUAGAAUAACAAACAACGGACUGAGUCUAAAUCUCAAGAGCCUGAUUGGAUCCACAUGCACAGCCUUCAAAGAUUAUCCAAACCAAUAGGGGGCUGUUUUUCUCUCAAUGCCUAAAAAAAGUCUUCAUACCAACCUGUUGGGAACCUGUUUGGAAGUUCAGUGAACAGCACACAAGCAGAUACUUCUGUCUCAAGAGUCUGAAAGAUACUUUUCUGACUUUAGAAACAUUAUAUUGCCUUCUCUGCGUGCAUCUUUCGAGGACAACUUCCUCUCUGUAUUCAGCAUGUUUUCUACCUUUCACUUCUAAACAUUAAGGGAUUUACUCAUAUCAAGCAAACCUCUUGUCCCCACCUCUGCAAUACAAAAACGAUUAGCACAAUGAAACCAGUGAGGAUUGAGCAGCCACCAGCAGGUACAAAUGGCUAGAAAGCCGCGAUGAUGAAGGGGAUUAAGUUGGCAAACAUGAUGAAGUAAUCCUGAUGCAUCUUUGCCAUGUGACAAUGAUGCCUCCACAUUUGCAGUUUCACAGGGAAGCUGGGGCAGGCAUGAAUAGACUUUCCAUAAAGCAAACCCUGCUUAUCUGAGACAAGACGGAACUGACCUUCCUUUUUAUAUAAAUAAUACAUUCUUUUUUGCGGGAAGCUGUUCUGUCGUUCAUUUUAAUACAAUACAACACAAUACUAUUUCUUUUUAUAUAGCUCCCUUCAAGGCAUGGCAUCCCAGAGCGCUGUACAAAUGUACAAAACAGAACAAGGGAGCUCAUGUGUACAAUACAGUCCAGCUACAACCAAUUAUAGAAAUGCACAUUCAAAAAGUUUUCAAUUUAGACUUAAAAGAAUCCAACCUACCUAAUGUCAGCCAGAAUAGAGUUCCAACUUACUCGCUGUAUUCAGCAUGUUUUCUACCUUUCAGUAUCAAGCAAACCUCCUUCCCCACCUCUGCAAUACAAAAGCGAUAAGCCCAAUGAAACCAGUGAACAGCCACCAGCAGGUACUAACGGCUAGAAAUUUCAGAAUUGGAAUUCUCAGAACACAUCUGAAUGGAAUUUCAGAAUUGGAAUUCUCAGAACACAUCUGAAUGGAAUUUCAGAAUUGGAAUUCUCAGAACACAUCUGAAUGGAAUUUCAGAAAGGUCUCCACAUUUGGCUCUGUCAGAAUUAGGACCAGGGCUGCUAUCAGUUAGAAUGGACUUGCCUUUCCUGGAAUUAGCUUCUUACUGAUGCAAAGUCUGUAGAUGGAUACAUUCUGUGACCUUUUUAAUAUUUCUUUUUUUGCAGCAUGUUAAAGUUAAUAUAACUUGUGCAAGCAGAUAACAACAAUCCUCUUACCUUUUCAUGAGGGAAGGUUUCAGCGCUGUUCUCCCAAUACCCAAUGCUCUACACCCACCAUCUUUACAUUGAAAUACUGUGUCUGCAACUUAUAGAAUUACCAAUGAAGUAACGCUAACUCACUCACCAUGCAUUAUUACUAGCCACAAGGAAAGGAUUUCCACAAAGCUUAUCAAUGAUUUAUACAGUGUUACCUUUAUUAUUUGUUGUCCACAUUUUAUUGUGCAGUUUGUAGUGGAAACAAAGGUGAAAAAAAGAAAAACAUACAUUUGUAACUUGGUAAAUAAUAUCUACAAAUAUAUCAAAGAAUUAAAAAUGAUUUAAUGAAUGAAUGAAUGAAUGCUUAUGACCCUGGGAAACCCUGCUGCUGUCACUAGAGCAUACUGGCGUUAUUUUUUCUUUUGCAGUUUUGGAUUAGUUUAGCCCCCAUUAUGGGGAGAGUCUAAAGCCUUGUGGCUUGCAACCCUUUACAUUGAACCUCUCAUUUACAUAGUAGCUACUUAGUAUAUACAUGUGCACUUGCACACAAUUGCAAGGGUUAGGGUUAUAUCGUGCAAAUAGAAUUACACAUGAAGUACAUUGUAACUAUGCUUAAUAACAUUGUAAUGAUGUGUAAGUGCACAUGUAUUUACUCUGUAACUACACUGUAAAUACACAGGAAUUAGAGAUGCUUCAUGUAAAGUGUUACCGAAGGCUCUGCCUGGAGUUGAGGCUCUAUAAGAAUUAAAGUCAGUUCUGUAUGAAUGUGGUUUCUUCACAAACAUUAUUAUAUACUUCAGGGUGUGAGUUUUAUAUACUUCAGGGUGUGUGUUUUAUAUAUUUCAAGUUGACGAGCAAUUUACAGAAGCAUUUUCCCAAGAUUGUUCAGCUGUAUAUUACACAUCAAAUAAACAAACCUUUGCGUAUA